AUGUCAGAAAAAACGAAGGUCCCCACCCCAGCCGAAAGUAGCACAGCGACUUCCUUGCCGACCAUAUAUCACAGUUCACGGAUAAAGGACCGUAACAGUGUAUUUGUUGCACACGCUAUAAGCAUAAGCACAAAAAAAAAUGUUGAAAAUUUUAAAAACAUAUUAGAACUUGAAGAAAAAAAUGCGACAAAUUAUAUACUAGCUUUUCGAAUGGAAAAUGUGGAUGGGACUCUAGUAGAAGAAAGCGAUGACGAUGGCGAAAGAUAUGCAGGGGAACGUUUACUAAACCUUCUUAAAACAUUGGACGUUAAGAAUGUAGCAGUCAUCGUAACACGAUGGUUUGGUGGAGUAUUGCUUGGUCCUGUCAGGUUCGAACAUAUUUUAAAAUGCGCGAGAGAAGUAUUGGAUCACGGAGCUUUUGUGGGGAAUAGAAAUAUGUUAUCUUCUAUUAAACAUUCGUCAGCUACAUUGCUU
This is a messenger RNA of Acaulospora morrowiae, 474 nucleotides long. The record is from the annotation of a GenBank genome assembly. Lineage: Eukaryota; Fungi; Glomeromycota; Glomeromycetes; Diversisporales; Acaulosporaceae.